ACUGUCGUGGCUGUUGUCGAGAAUUUCGCCGUUGAGCAGACACAUCAAGAACAAGCAAGCGCAGCAGCAGCCCCCGCAAAAGGCAGGCAGAAUUGGAGGUGGAGCCAGAAGAAGCCAUUCAGGUGCGGUCACUGUCUAAUGGCAGACUACCGGAUGAGCUGUUCUCGCUUGUGUCCGAGCUCGAAAAGGUUGCAAGUGGUGAUACCCCAGUGCUGCACGCGUCGCUUAGGCAGGAGCUGAAAUAGGCGGAGGAGGAGGCAAAGGAGAGGCGUGCGUUGGGGUAUCGCAUACCUGAUUCCGCAUUUACGGGCGCAGCAGAAGACACGACUACAGACUUGAUCACCGACAUCCCCGCUGCUAAAGUCUGCGAGUUGCUUCUCGCCGCUUUGCGCUGUCAAGAACGCAAACAUGACGAAAAUGGGUGGAACCAAGCUGUACAUUACCAACUGCUACGCCUGGCGCUUCCAGCCGAUGGAUUCGUUGAUUUCGAGCCUUGCACAACCGCAAGAAUCACUCCCGAAAUCCUCCCGAGGUCUUCUUCGUCGGGAAAAAAGGUCGAUUACUGUUUUAUAAUUAACGGAGCGUCCGCUUUUGACGAGCCGGCGAUGGAGGCGGCCAAUAGGACUGGCACAUGGAAGACACCGGCACAAAUCAUCGAGAUACUGCGGCGCAGGACGCCCGGAACAUCAAUCAAUCAUACCGAUUUUGGCCCCCUAAACAAAUGGCCCAUCGCCCUCAGCGUCGAAACCAAAAGACCCGGCGAGUCUGGCGAAAAGGCUGAGCUGCAGGUGGGGGUCUGGCAGGCCGCACAGUCGAGGUCGCUCGAAUGGCAACGGCAGGAACAAAAGCAUAAACUACAGAUUCCACAGCAUUCACGGCAGUCACUGGCCGCUAUGGAUGUGGAAGACGAGACAGUUGAAGGAGCGGCGGUGAUCGGGGUCAUGGGCCCGAAUAUUGCCGGAAUUACCACACCUAGCCAGACCUCGAUACCUCCUACCACACCUGACUUAGUGUUUCUCCCGGCACUGAUAAUUGUCGGUCACGACUGGAAAUUCGCAGCCACAACUCGAGAGGACUGCGAUGGCGGCCGGACAGUACUGUGGACUGAAUCUACUGUUGGUAGCACCAGCAAUCUGCUCGGCAUCUAUAGGAUUAUUUGGUGUGUCCGCCGGCUGGCAAGGUACGUAGAGGAAAGGCAUUGGCCGUGGUACGCUGAGUACAUUCUAGGCCUGCGUCUCGAGACAUAG
Molecule: messenger RNA, 1247 nt
Organism: Pyricularia pennisetigena
Lineage: Eukaryota; Fungi; Ascomycota; Sordariomycetes; Magnaporthales; Pyriculariaceae
Exons: 2
Coding region: 606-1247 (213 amino acids)
Source: RefSeq, a predicted model, not a curated record